Messenger RNA from Lolium perenne, 1885 nucleotides. Its product is annotated as amino acid permease 1. The record is from RefSeq and is a predicted model, not a curated record. Lineage: Eukaryota; Viridiplantae; Streptophyta; Magnoliopsida; Poales; Poaceae.
UUUGGCAAUUCAUUGGCCUCUCCUAUUCCCUCUCCCGACCACACCACAACCACUUCCUCUUCUUCUGCCAUUGGAGGAGAGCAAGCUCGCCGCAAGGGGGGGAGAGGGAACCACAAACGACUAUCACUCACACACACAAGAUAGCUGAGAGACCAAGAGAGAGGGAGAAAGAGGGAGGAGAUCGAUCGCGUGGGCCGGGUGAGAGCAGUGCGUCCACUGGGGGAGCGAGGAGCGGCGGCGGAGCCAUGGACAUCGACGCCGGCCGCCAGGUGUACCUGCCCCGCUGCAACGGCGACGUCGACGACGACGGCAGGGAGAAGAGGACAGGAACUGUAUGGACGGCCACCGCGCACAUCAUAACAGCGGUGAUCGGGUCCGGAGUGCUGUCACUGGCAUGGGCCAUGGCGCAACUCGGGUGGGUUGCGGGGCCGCUGUCCCUGGUGCUCUUUGCUGCCGUCACAUUCUACACCUGCGGCCUCCUCGCCGACUGCUACCGCGUCGGCGACCCUGUCUCCGGCAAGCGCAACUACACCUACACUGAGGCCGUCCAGUCCUACCUAGGUGGGUGGCACGUCUGGUUCUGCGGCUUCUGCCAGUACGUCAACAUGUUCGGCACCAGCAUCGGCUACACCAUCACCGCCUCCAUCAGUGCCGCCGCUUUGAAGAAGUCCAACUGCUUCCACUGGCACGGGCACAAGGCGGACUGCGACGUGCUCCUGACCCCCUACAUCAUCGCCUUCGGGGCGGUGCAGGUCAUCUUCUGCCAGGUCCCCAACUUCCACAAGCUCUCCUGGCUCUCCGCCGUCGCCGCUGUCAUGUCCUUCUCCUACGCCACCAUCGCGGUCGGCCUCUCCCUCGCGCAGACCAUCUCAGGACCCACGGGGAAGACGUCCCUGACGGGCACCGAAGUCGGGGUCGACCUCAACUCGUCGCAGAAGGUUUGGUUGACGUUCCAGGCACUCGGCAACGUCGCAUUCGCCUACUCCUACGCCAUCAUCCUCAUCGAAAUCCAGGACACGCUGGCGUCACCUCCGGGAGAGAACAAGACGAUGCGGCAGGCGACGGUAAUGGGGAUCUCCGUGACGACGGCCUUCUACAUGCUCUGCGGCUGCCUGGGCUACUCCGCCUUCGGCAACAACGCCCAGGGCAACAUACUCACCGGCUUCGGCUUCUACGAGCCCUACUGGCUGGUGGACUUCGCCAACGUCUGCAUCAUCGUCCACCUCGUCGGCGGCUUCCAGGUCUUCUGUCAGCCCCUCUUCGCGGCCGUGGAGGGAAAAGCGGCACGGCAGUACCCAAGCCUUGCCCGCAACCGCGCCGUCCUGUUCCGGCUCGUGUCCCGGACCGCUUUUGUGGGGCUGGUCACGCUGCUGGCCUUGCUCAUGCCCUUCUUCAACAGCAUCCUCGGCUUCCUCGGUAGCGUCGCCUUCUGGCCGCUCACCGUCUUUUUCCCCGUCGAGAUGUACAUCCGGCAGCGCCAGAUCCCGCGCUUCACCACCAAGUGGGUCGCCCUGCAGAGCCUCAGCUUCGUCUGCUUCCUCGUCACCCUCGCCGCUUGCGCCGCCUCCAUCCUCGGCGUCCGAGACUCGCUCAAGAUAUACACGCCGUUCAAGACCAAGGUGUAGAUGAAUCGGUCGGUCAAGAAAUAUGAAAUCUGAGUCUGUGUGUGUCCAUGUUUCCUAGACUGUCCCGUAAUGUUUAUCUUACCUUCCCUGUGGUAAGUGGUGCUUCAGGAUUAAAUGGGGAGAACAACUUUAGUGGUAUAUCUGCCUAUACUCUCAUCUCUAGCUGGAAUGAUGCAGCGUUAUCUCACAACAAGUUAUACGCGAUGGACUAAGCUGCGGGUGGAUGGUUGAAAAUGCAAGCUCAGUGCGAGUAUUGUGUA